Colletotrichum graminicola M1.001 is the source of this 1011-nucleotide messenger RNA. RefSeq names its product glutathione S-transferase. The transcript has 6 exons. Gene Ontology annotation, molecular function: glutathione transferase activity. The record is from RefSeq and is a predicted model, not a curated record. Lineage: Eukaryota; Fungi; Ascomycota; Sordariomycetes; Glomerellales; Glomerellaceae. Bases 1 to 1011 code for a protein of 336 amino acids. Gene Ontology annotation, cellular component: cytoplasm.
AUGACUACUGCUGGGUGGAAACAGUUGAAUGAAAAGGAUGGCAACUUCCAGCGUCCUGCAACCGUUCUCCGCAACUUCAUCUCCAAAGAGCCAGGGUCCAAGUUUCCGCCCGAAAAGGGAAGAUACCAUCUCUACGUCAGCUAUGCUUGUCCAUGGGCGCACAGAACCCUCAUCGUCCGUAAGCUGAACGGUCUUGAAGACGUCAUCUCGUUCCCUGUCGUACAUUGGCACCUCGAUCUUGAGACAGGAUGGCGCUUCCCUACCUCCUCGGAAGCCGAAGUCGAUGGCGGCAACGUGGUGCCAGAUCCUCUGCACGACGGUUUCACCCUCUUGCGCCAGAUUUACUUUGAUACCGACCCCAAUUACUCCGCAAGAUUCUCCGUGCCUGUCUUGUACGACAAGAUCCAAAAAGUCAUUGUGAACAAUGAAAGCAGCGAGAUACUUUGGAUGCUCGGAACAGAGUUUGACGACAUUAUUGAGGAGAAGUACCGCAACGUCUCACUAUACCCCACGACGCUCCAAGACCAGAUCGACGACGCUCAGGCGUGGCAAUAUGAUCAAAUCAAUCACGGAGUAUACAAGUGCGGGUUCGCGGUCACGCAAGAUACCUAUGAACAUGCUGUGACGUCUGUGUUUGACGGAUUGGAUCGGGCUGAAGCUCACUUGGCGUCUCUCAAGCCCUCCGAUGGCCCGUACUGGCUUGGAAAGGAGAUUACAGAAGUCGACAUACGACUAUUCGUUACACUUAUUCGAUUCGACCCGAUCUACACGUUUCAUUUCAAAUGCAACAUUCGAGACAUACGAUCCGGUUAUCCCCGCCUUCACAACUGGCUCCGCAACCUGUACUGGAACGUGCCGGCGUUCAAAGACACAACCAACUUCAUUCACAUCCAGAAAGGCUACACCAAGAGCCAAGCCAACAUCAAUCCACUUGCAAUCACGGCGAUGGGGCCGUUGCCUCACAUCCUAGCGCUGGAAGAUGAAGUGCCCGCUGUCCGUAUCUUAAAAUAG